This is a messenger RNA of Heterocephalus glaber (naked mole-rat), 1856 nucleotides long. It is a transcript of the gene Tyw3, whose product is annotated as tRNA-yW synthesizing protein 3 homolog. NCBI's taxonomy places the organism in Eukaryota, Metazoa, Chordata, Mammalia, Rodentia, Bathyergidae. The record is from RefSeq and is a predicted model, not a curated record.
ACGGUCCGAGUCGGCUAGGGGUGGGGUAGGAGCGGGCUGAUAGGUAAUUCUGAAACCCUACAGGAUGUCAAUGGCGACUUGGGGUGGAAAGGGGCAGGCUGCUCUGCCAAGCUGGGAGUCAGCAGGGCGAGAGGAGCUGCUGAACUCGCGGGCCUGCGACCAAACACCCAGAGCCGGGUGUCUGUGGCCACGAAGUGCAAACCUCAGCCCCAGGACCCUCGGUCAUUGACGCGCCCUCCCAGUCCCCGAUGUAAGCCUCCUCUGGAAACUUUGCAAACAGGUCUUCACAGGGCAUUUCGUCAUGUUUUUUCUUUUGAAGAUUCUUCUGGUGGGGAGCGACAGGAUCAAUGAUCUAUACGUUUUUCUCCAAAAAGAAGACACCGCGUGGGCACCCGGAGGAGGGGCAGCGCCUGACCCGCGGGCGCGGGAACCGGGCCCCCAGGUGGCUCUGCAGGGACCCCAUGCCCGCAGGGGAGGAGGAACGGCUGCAGCCUCCAGGCCCCUUGGACCCUGGUCCUCGGGAGGACACACAGACGCUGCGGGAAAGAGGCGCAGACGAAAUCAACGCGGCAACCUGAACUCAGGGGUCUUUUUUAAAACCACUUACCCGCCUCCAGAGUGGGGGUCAAAAUCUGCUAUGGCUCCACAGCAGGGAGAGGGCGGGCUGUUUCCAACUUUUGGAGACCCCACCUUCCUGCUCGCUUCGCGGAAUGCGGAGGAAGUUUGGACCUGGACGGCCGCCACUCGCUCCAAGAUGGCCGCCCCCAGGGAUGAACGUGGAAGUGGAGAGUUGCGGCCUCUACCACCCUCUCUCAUGGAUCGCAGUGCGGAGUUCAGGAGGUGGAAGGCGCAGUGUCUGAGCAGAGCGGACCUCAGCAGGAAGGGCAGUGUGGACGAGGAUGUAGCACACGUUGUGCAGCUCCUGAACACGCGGGAACAGUUUUUCACCACCAGUUCCUGCGCGGGCCGCAUCCUCCUCAUAGACGGGGGUAUAAAUGGUUUUGAAGUUCAGAAACAAAACUGUUGCUGGCUGCUGGUUACACACAAACCUUGUGUAAAAGAGGAUGUGAUGGUAGCACUGAAGAAAGCCAGGGGCAAUGCCGUUUUGAAAUUUGAGCCGCUUGUCCUUCACGUGCAGUGUCAGCAGCUGCAGGACGCGCAGCUUCUGCAUUCAGUGGCAGUUGAUUCUGGUUUCAGGAACUCUGGCAUCACAGUGGGAAAGAAAGGAAAGACUAUGUUGGCUGUCCGGAGUACACAUGGCUUAGAAGUUCCAUUAAGCAAUCAGGGAAAAUUGAUGGUGACGGAGGAGUAUAUUGACUUCCUGUUAAAUAUAGCAAAUCAAAAAAUGGAGGAAAACAAGAAAAGAAUUGAAAGGUUUUACAACUGCCUACAGCAUGCUUUGGAAAGAGAAACAAUCACUAACUCACAUCCCAAGAUCAAAGAGAAAAACAACCCAUCCUGUUCUCCUAAGAAAGAAAGAAACCCAGCAAAAGCACAUGGCAAAUGCACCCUUGAGGAAAAUGAUAAAGAAAUUGAAAAUGAUGACGAUGACGACCCAGGACUCGGUGUUGCUGUCUUCCCUGAAGACUACUAAGAUUUGGUUCUGAAGUGUUUUGGUAAAAUAUUGUUUGUAAUAGAUUUUGUAAAGCUGCUCUUUAUAAGAGUAUUUUAGUUGCUGCUGAGUGUAUUAGCUGUCAGAAGCAAGAUCUGAUUUCUCUGUUUUAGAGAAGCCCAUCUUACGAUCACAGGUGGCUUUUUAAAAAUACCCUUGUGUACUGUUUACUCAUUAAGUAUUGCCUUUUUUAGGCAUAUAACAUCAUUACAAAAAUAAAAUUAUGAUUUUUAGUGCCUCCUUU